Messenger RNA from Polyodon spathula (Mississippi paddlefish), 991 nucleotides. RefSeq names its product exosome component 8 (gene exosc8). The record is from RefSeq and is a predicted model, not a curated record. NCBI's taxonomy places the organism in Eukaryota, Metazoa, Chordata, Actinopteri, Acipenseriformes, Polyodontidae. The transcript has 11 exons. The coding region runs from base 149 to 979 and encodes 276 amino acids. Gene Ontology annotation, biological process: U1 snRNA 3'-end processing; TRAMP-dependent tRNA surveillance pathway; U5 snRNA 3'-end processing. Gene Ontology annotation, cellular component: nuclear exosome (RNase complex); cytoplasmic exosome (RNase complex).
CAGUUAUACUUGUAUAUUAAAGCAUAUCCUACCGCGGCAUUCGUUUUUUUUAUUUCUUUCAAGUGAGAGACAUAAAACAAAAGCCGAAUCUAAUUCUGUAAACCGUUAAAUUGACAAUUCUCAGUUUCACGUGGUUUUUAUAAGCAGCAUGGCGGCUGGAUUCAAGACAGUAGAACCUCUGGACUAUCACAGGCGUUUUUUGAAAGAAAACUGCAGACCAGAUGGAAGGGAGCUGGGAGAAUUCCGAACCACCACAUUGAACAUUGGUUCUAUUACAACUGCUGAUGGUUCAGCGUUGGUGAAGCUGGGGAACACCACCAUUAUUUGUGGCAUUAAAGCAGAACUUGCAGCUCCACCAGUAGAUGCAGCUAAUAAGGGCUAUAUAGUUCCUAAUGUGGACCUGUCACCACUGUGUUCAUCGAGGUUUCGCCCUGGUCCACCGGGAGAACAGGCUCAAGCGGCCAGUCAGUUCAUUGCAGAUGUCAUUGAAAAUUCAGACGUGAUACAGAAAGAAGAUCUUUGCAUUGUAAAAGGCAAGCUGUCUUGGGUCCUGUAUUGCGAUAUAAUGUGCCUUGAUUAUGAUGGAAAUAUUUUGGAUGCCUGCACAAUAGCUUUAUUGGGAGCUUUGAAAAAUGUCCAGUUACCAGAAGUUCACAUAAAUGAAGAAACUGACCUUGCAGAAGUGAAUAUGAAGCAGAAGAAGCCAUUAAAUAUCACAAAACAUCCAGUUGCUUGUUCAUUUGCCAUAUUUGAUGACACAAUUAUCAUAGCUGACCCAACUGUUGAGGAGGAAAACCUGUCAACAGGAAUGAUUACUGUAGUAACAGAUGAAGAUGCGAAACUUUGUGCAGUCCACAAACCAGGAGGAACUGCCUUAUCAGGUGAAAAACUCCAAGACUGCAUCAGUCGAGCAAUAACAAGAAACAAAGAAAUUAACAAACUGCUGAACGAAGUGUUAAUCAGUGUGAAACCAAAAUAAGGACACCAGGGG